AUGCGACAGCAACACACUGCCGAUCUACAAAACAUGCGUGCCAAGCACGAAAUUGACCUAGCGGCAUUGCGUACCGCUAACGAAGCUGACCUAGUGGCGCUGCGCGCUGAGAAUGAGCGUAUUCGCGCUCAACUGCCUCAGUGCCCCUCUGAUCAGCCUCCUCAACCGAGUAACCAACACGAGGAAGAGGGGCACUCGGUCUCUCAACUGCACACAGCACCUAGGGCACCGACUCCCAGGCCUGCCACACAUCGGUCACACGCACCGACGAACAGGUCGGCCCAUGAAAUCAGCAUUGCCCCUGCCCAGGUUCCUGGGAACCGGAUGACCUUUCAUCGCCAUCCUUUCGUGGAUGGUAUCAUGGAAAUGCCUCUCUCCUUUGGUUGGAAGCCUCUCCACCUCGGCCGCUACGACGACACGACGGAUCCGGACGAGCACAUCUAUCUAUACACUACACAGGUCAACCUUUACACUAACGAUGAUGCUAUUCUGUGUAGGGUUUUUUCGACCUCGCUCAAAAGGGCCGCACUCAAUUGGUACACCCAAUUACCAGCUGAGUCGAUCGAUAACUUCCACACUUUGGUCAAGCAAUUUAUGGCUCAGUAUGCCACGAGUCGGCGUCACCAUGUCACAUCGGCCGCUUUGGCCAGUCUCAGGCAGGGCGACGAUGAGUCAUUGAGGACAUUCAUGGAGCGCUUCGCCGGCAUCUCGGUCAAGAUCCAAAAUUUGAAUCCCGAAGUCGCCCUGCACGCCAUGCUCAUCGCUCUCAAGCCCGGACCCUUCAUAGACAGCCUGUGUCGUGAGGCUCCUCGUGACAUGGACGAAUUCCGUGCCCGUGCCGCCGGGUACAUCCAGAUGGAAGAGCAUUCCACUUUUCGUGAUCAGGUCCGUGGCAAGUCACAGGCAAAGCCAGACAAUGGUCACAGGGACAAGAUGAAGGUCAACAAUGACAGCCAGUUCAAGAAGUCUACCAAGGCAAACAAAGGGGGGAGAUAUGACUUUUACACCCCCCUGAGUACAACCCGAGUACACAUCCUGGAGGAAGCUAGCAACAACAACGUGCUCACUUUACCUCUACCCGGGCACAAUCCCAACAACGCCGACAGGACAAAGCAUUGCCGGUACCACAGAAACCACGAUCACACCACCGAGAAAUGUCGUACACUUCGGGAUCGUAUUGAGGAGCUCAUCCAGGCGGGCCACCUCGGACAAUACGUACAGCGGCAGCAGGGUCACUGA
Molecule: messenger RNA, 1239 nt
Organism: Cajanus cajan (pigeon pea)
Lineage: Eukaryota; Viridiplantae; Streptophyta; Magnoliopsida; Fabales; Fabaceae
Source: RefSeq, a predicted model, not a curated record